Salvelinus namaycush (lake trout) is the source of this 2007-nucleotide messenger RNA. Its product is annotated as transmembrane protein 132D-like. The transcript is spliced from 5 exons. Lineage: Eukaryota; Metazoa; Chordata; Actinopteri; Salmoniformes; Salmonidae. The record is from RefSeq and is a predicted model, not a curated record. The coding region runs from base 1 to 2007 and encodes 668 amino acids.
AUGAAAGGCAAGGUGGGGAUGAUGGUGAACUUCACCUACAGCUACCUGAGUGCUCAGCUGGAGAUGAACGUGUGGAUCCCACGGCUGCCCCUCCAGAUCGAGGUGUCUGACACAGAGCUCAGCCAGAUCAAGGGGUGGAGAGUGCCCAUCAUCACCACCAAGAGGUACAGUAGGAAGAGUCUCGAGGAGAAGGAGGAGGAUAAGAAGGGCAAAGGCUGCAUGUUACAGUUCCAGCAUGCCCUGGUGCGUGUGAUCACACACUUCAUAGCCGAGCAGUCGGACCCCCGGGAGCCACAGGCCUACUUCCUGGGCUCAGACUGGCAGGUGGACGUUACCAGGCUGGUGCGUUACUUCCUCAAGGUGGAGGACCCUCGCAUCGCCAGACUGCAGGCAGGCAGGGUGCUGUCAGGACGAGACGUGGGGAGCACCUCCAUCCAGGUGUUCUCCCCCAUGUCUGACUCGAUCCUGGCAGAGAAGACUGUGACGGUGGUAGAUGACAAAGUGACCAUCACAGAGCUGGGGGUGCAGCUGGUCACUGGCCUGGCUCUGUCCCUGCAGCUCAGCCCAGGAAGCAACAGGGCCAUCCUCGCCACGGCAACCACACAGGAAGUACUGCAGAGCCCCAAACAGGAGGCUGUGGUUAGUUCCUGGGUCCAAUUCAGCGAUGACUCCAUGACCCCUCUGGACAUCUAUGACCCUGCCUACUACCGUGUGACGGUGACCUCUCUGGAUGAGGGCGUGGUGUCGGUGCAGAGCUCCCCUCUUGCAGUGGUGGCAGAGGGUGAGGGACAGGGAGUACUGGUCAGGGUUGAGAUGGCCAUCUGCGAGGCCUGCCAGAAGUCCAAACGGAAGAGCACCCUUGCCGUGGGCAGUGGCAGCCUCAAGGUCAAGUUCCAGGUCAACAGCCGGCGCUUUGACAGCAGCAACAGCAGCAGCAGUAGUGGAGGUGGAGGUGGGGUUGGCAGUGGCAGAAGUAAGGACAGCAGCAGUGACUAUGGGAAUGAUGGGGAGGAGGUGGACAGUGAAAGGAAGCAGCAGAAGCCCCAGCAGACCCUGCCCAGUAGCUCUGCCUCUGAGCGGGAGGAGAGUGCCAUGCGCAAGGUCACCACCACCGCCAAAUCCACCGAGCGUGACUCCGUUCCAGGCGUUUCCAGUGAUGGAAACCGCCAAGGCGGUGUAGGCGGAGUCAUUGAAACAGGACGUUUCUUAAAUGCUGGAACCCUCAACAGCCCUGCCAGCCCUAUCAAUGACAGUGAUUAUAGCAGCCCUAGUGACUAUAGGACAGCUGAAGGGACAGACAGUGGGCUAGUUGAAGAUAUAGGCAGUGUUGCAGUCAGUAGCACUGUGAAAGCACCUGGUAACCUGGUCAACUACAAUAACUUCCCCUCUCAGGAGGAGGUGCCUGACCAGGAGCCAAUGGGGGUGGACAUGGGCAGCGAGGACAUGCUAUCCAACCGGCCUCUCUCAGACCUGGAGAUUGGCAUGUACGCCCUGCUGGGGGUCUUCUGUCUGGCCAUUCUGGUCUUCCUGGUGAACUGCAUCUCCUAUGUGGUAAAGUUCAGGCACAAACAGCCCCCCUCUCAUGGCCAAGAGCCCACGGAGCACAGGCACGACUGGGUGUGGCUGGGCACGGACGCUGAGCUGGUGAUGAACGUGCCUGGCAGUCCUCCCCAGCAAGACAACCACAGCGCCACCACAGUCAUAGACAUUGGGUCUGAUAAGACUGCCUCUCUGCCCAGGCGACCCAGCUGCCUAGUUUCCUCCAGCCCCUCCUCUCCUCUGGGCUGUGGGGGCUCCCUCAGGGCCAAGCCCAUGAACCGCAACGAGUCCAUCCAUUCGCCCACCAGCAAGAGGAAGAGGGUCCAGUUCACCACCUUUGCCUCUCUGGACCGUCAGCACUCCCCACACCCCCCCAGAGAGAACGGCCAUGGGAUCCACUGGGUGGGGAAGGAGGAGAACUGUGUUGAACCCCAAGUGCCCAUCACAGAGCCCGUGGACCAUUUAUAA